This is a messenger RNA of Brassica oleracea var. oleracea, 1308 nucleotides long. RefSeq lists its product as uncharacterized. The coding region runs from base 1 to 1308 and encodes 435 amino acids. NCBI's taxonomy places the organism in Eukaryota, Viridiplantae, Streptophyta, Magnoliopsida, Brassicales, Brassicaceae. The transcript has 4 exons. The record is from RefSeq and is a predicted model, not a curated record.
AUGACCCUAUCUCAACGCCUUUUGGUCGCUGAUGCUCAUAAGAUGAUCCGUGACGAACGCGCGGAUCGCGUUGAAGUCGGGAGCAGUGACGUGAGCGGUAGCGGCUCUGAAGCGUCUGGCCAAGCCUCAAGAUCUUUGAGACGAACUAGUCGGGAGAUUCCUUUCGACCAGAUAGACUACCGACCCACGAUCUAUCAUCCUGGUGGGAUCUUCGAAAAACUCGGCCCACUCCCGUCUGAAUUGCUUCUUGACCCGCGGGCUCAGUUAUGGGGGAAUGUCUUCGAUUCUUGCUCCUCCCACAAGACGGUGAAGGAUUUGUUGAGGCGAAGUGGAGGUGCCGGCGUUACAUACAUCAUUCCUUCCAAGGGACAGCGUCCUUGGUCGCCUCCGAUUGGCUAUCAGUGUGUCUAUGAGUCUUAUUUUGGAGACCAUACGAAGCUCUGGUUUCCAAUUCCCCGACUGAUCACGUCGUACGCAUUCCGUCGGGACAUCGCCAUCUGUCAGUUGCUUAACGGGUCGCUGCGCAUCGCGGUUAUGCUAAUGGUGAUGGCAGCGGAGAUAGAUGUUUCGAUGAGUGUGAGAGUAUUCGAAGAGUUGACUUUUACGAAGGUGGAGCCACAUGGAAUAUUUUCAGUGAAGAUGCGCUCGAGCUACAACGUCUUGUCAGGGCACCCGAACAAGACGAAGGACUGGCAGUGCUCAUAUUUUUACGUCAAAUCUGACGAGCAUGCCUUCUCGGAGCCACCUGGGGACGACUACCGCGUUCUAUGGAACAAAACGCUUGUUCGUCACCCGAAUACGAUCGCAUACCCGGAGAAAUUCUUCGAGAGUGCUCAGGCGAUCGCGGCUCACAGUCAUCUUCGUUGGCCUGAUCUUAGUCGAGAGUGGAUAAGACGUCAAGAAGCUCGGAUUGCUAGAGCUGAUUGGGAAUCGAAGCUUCCUGUUUUACUCGGGCCCCGUAAGUCGCGUCUGUCCCUUUUUACUCGGAAACAGCAGAAACUUCUGGACGAAGCUAGGAAGAUGGACGGAGUGCCGGAUUUGAGGGCACUGUUGAAGGGGAAGCUGCAAUUGCUUUCGAAGAAGUCAAUUCCUGCCGAUGUGCAAGGGUCGACCAGUCCUGACGCAGACCAAGCUUCGAAGGAAGGAGCUCCUGGUUUAGUCGACAAAGACGUUGGGGCGGAACCUCCUGCCUCAAGUCCUAAAAAGAAGAAGAAGAGCAAGAAACCCAGGAGAAAAGCAACCGAAGAGCUUCCUCUUGAAGAGAUCGCUUCUCUCGACGAAACCUCUGAGGGUUUGGAAACAAACUAA